This is a messenger RNA of Trypanosoma theileri, 1218 nucleotides long. Its product is annotated as patatin-like phospholipase. Gene Ontology annotation, molecular function: triacylglycerol lipase activity. Gene Ontology annotation, biological process: triglyceride catabolic process; lipid homeostasis. Lineage: Eukaryota; Euglenozoa; Kinetoplastea; Trypanosomatida; Trypanosomatidae. Bases 1 to 1218 code for a protein of 405 amino acids. The transcript has a single exon. The record is from RefSeq and is a predicted model, not a curated record. Gene Ontology annotation, cellular component: lipid droplet; cytoplasm; membrane.
AUGGAAAAAGAUAAGGUUUGUUCUGAUGCUGGAAAAGCUGCAGAUGACGAGUUUGAUCUUACGUUUGGGUUUUCUGCUGGAGGAUGGUUUCAAAUGUACCACUAUGGUGCGGCACAAGCUUUGGUUGAUAGUGGUUUGUUAGAACGGAUGUCGAAUGAUGGUAAACGUGUUCGUUUUUGUGGAGCUAGUGCUGGUGCUUUGGUAUCUGUUUGCUUGGCCUCAAAGAGUUAUCGGUUUAAGGAAAUUCGUGAGAGAGCUGCUAAAUGUGCGGAGCACUAUCGCUCUUCUUGGCUUAAUUUGUUUUGUAUGAAAAAAUAUAUUGUGGAGGCACUGGAUGACUUUGGUUCCCAUUUGAAGAACUUGGAGAUGAAGCCGAAUAUAGAAGAACUUCUUAAUAAUGGAUCUCUUGAAAUUUUUGUUACGACAUUACCUAAUAUGAAGAGAAAAAUUAUUCGUAAUUUUUACAGUUAUGACGAUAUUGCAGAAGCUUUGUUGGCGUCAUGUUGCAUGUCACCUCUUGUAGGUGUUCCUUUUCGUUUGCGUGCUACGGGUGAAUGGGUUUGCGAUGGAGCAUUGGCUACAGUAACCCCUCGUAAGGGAGAAUCGCGUACAAUUACAGUUAGCCCUUUCUAUUUUAGUGCGUCUACUAUUCAUCCAUCUACUUUUGUUCCGGUCUGGUGGGGUUUAUGCCCCCCAGAUGAUGUGGCACACCGCAACCUUUUUGCUCUUGGAUACAACGACAUGAUUGAAGGAUUGGUUGCAAAUUCAUAUAUUGCAGCAGAAGAAGGUGAACCAUUGUUAAUUCCAGAAGUUUGCUUUGAAUUUGAAAGGAAUCUCUUUCUUCGUUUUUUUGGUUUCGUUUGUGAUAUACUGGUUUUGAUUUUUCUUCGUCCGAUUGUUGUUUCUUGCAUUUACAUUGAGCUCGCAGUUAUGUCCUUUAUCUACUUCAUGAAGGGAGUGUUUAAAUUGGAUUACAAACCGUUUAAGAAGCUUUACAAUAAUGUAAGGAACAUUGUUUCACUUCGCACCCUUGGAAGGUUUGUGUUUGGUGAUAAUGUGCCUCAUAAUAGACAGAGACUUGAAAAGAGUUCUAGACUCUACCGUGUUUUUGAACCUAUUGUCCUCGGAAAAAAGAAAAAAACAACGAAGAGGAGUGUUAUAAGUCCAAAUGAUGUGGAAAUAAAGAUGUAUUCAACGUCAUCAGAGUAUACACAGUAG